Molecule: messenger RNA, 2033 nt
Organism: Drosophila bipectinata
Lineage: Eukaryota; Metazoa; Arthropoda; Insecta; Diptera; Drosophilidae
Gene: Map60
Product: Microtubule-associated protein 60
Source: RefSeq, a predicted model, not a curated record
UAUAUAUUUAAAGUGGAAAUGGUUUGCGACAAAUAUUUUUGAACACCUUAAUAAAGUAAUACAUGACACGACUAACAAUAAUACAACAUGAUAUAAAUAUUAUUUCAUUUUAUUAAAUUUGUAUAAUCGAGGGCAAACUGUACGCGUUCUGGUAUUUUUCGAUAUUACGGUCACAUUUUCCGCCAAAUCGGCGUCGGUUAUACAGAAGAGGAAAGAGAAGGCACAGAGAGGCGAAAACAGAGAGUGCAAAACCAAGCGAAAAAGGCGGCUGCAAACAAUUUAUAUUUUUCGCUUGUGGGGCUAAGAAAAAAAACCUCAAAAUUAUUUCCAACACGCAACCCGCGGGACGCAAGACGCUGACCAAAAUGGCAAUUCAACUGGAUAAAAUUCUAGCGGACAUUGCCAAGGAGAAGGCCUUGCAUCCUAACAAUGGCGGAUCGACCAAGCAGGAACAGGAGGAAGCCUGGGCCAGGAUCGGGCGACUAAACAAGCUAUCCGUUCACGAGACGCGCUCCAUCUUUAUCGUACUCCAAAAGAAGUACGAGCAGGAGAAGGUCAAGGGUAAUUCGUCAUGGAAGCUCUUUGGUCUGAUGCACCAAAUCCACCAGGAGCCCAAAGUAGUGGUCAAGGAGGAGAACGAACAAACACCCAUGGACGAGGUGGAAGAGUAUGAGAUGCUGGAAGUACAGGAGCAGGAGGAGGACGAGGAGGGCCAAAAUUUUGGCCAGCCGGCAAAUUCAACUGGAUCAGCUUCUUCGGACGGUGAGAGUCCCACAAAGUCCCACAGUACCGGCUCACCGGACAAGGAGGAGCGGGUGUACUCCAAACCGAUUGUGGACACUCCACGUCCGACUUUCGAGGAGAAGAAACUGCUGAACACGAUGGCCAACAAUACACCUCGGGCCUCGACAAACAACUCUGUGUCUGUAGCAGCAGCAGCAGUCCUACAAAAGAAGGGUAUCACCGUGAAAAAGGCACCCAGUUCGGUUGCAGCAGCUGUCCAGAAAUCGACACCGGUACAGACGCCUGGCCAAAGUCAGAAAACCCGAACCACUAUCCAGUUGCCCGAGUCAAUAAAGCGCAAACUAUCCGAGGAUUAUACGGCAGGAGCUGGAGCAGGAGCAAGCGGCAGAAAAUUGGCAAAGACCAACAGUACCAAACAAGGUACUGGUGUCAGCAUUCCAGAGCCCACGCAGACUAGUAAUGUGGUGCACACCACCACCGCCCAGCUGAUGCAGGUGAAGAAGGAACGUGAUGACAAUGGUUCGCCACCGCCAGGCAUCAACAUCAUAACUGUACCGUCGGCGCAGCAAUUGAACGGAAGCGGUGGUGGUGGACCAACAUCGUCCACGGCUGCUACCGUUGCAUCCACCUCUGUUGCAUCCACGAACGGCUUUUCGCCGCAUAUCGAAGAACUAGACUUCAAAAACGACAUAAUAUUCGACUCAAAGCUGAACGCCGCCUCCUCGAACACACCCGAGAUUAUUAACCUGGGAAACUUUGAGAACUCGCUGCCGCCCACGUUCUUCAAGAAUCUGUGCAAUUCGUCGCGCCACGAGGCCCUCGGCUUGUACGUUGCCAAUGUGAUGAACCGGCUUUCGUCGCGAGCCUCGGCUAAACUGGAGCUGGGCAUCUUACGCGCCAUUGUCGACGUGCAGAGCGAUGAGCUGGAGCAUUAGGAACAUUUAAGAGCAUCUUCAUUUGACUUGAAUUGACUAAGCGACACAAAUUACUCAACUUAAUUAUUAGAGAAAAAAUUGAAGGUAGUUGUGAAGUCCUGAUUAUACCUUAUCUUGUAUUAUUUAUAAUAAAUUUUUAGAAUGUCCAAGUUGGGUUAGUGUACAAAGUAUUUCGUCACGGUUACUUUCUUUAUGAUUGGUCAUAAAGAGUUGGGAACUGUCUAACUGACUCUGUGCAUGUCUCAACUAUGUUCUAUUUAUUAAUUUUAAGUAUUAAGAUUCCCUAGUAUAAGUUCUAAUGUGUCACUUCAUAUGCGAAUAAAGCUACAUAACUCACUUGAAUUAAGCUCAAAA